AUGAACAAGUAUGGUGGUAAAAUCCCAGAAAGGGAUGCUAAUUGUUAUACCCAAAUGAUAUUGGAAGGGCUUUUGGACAUUCAUGAGAAAGGGCUCAUUCACUCUGAUCUAAAACUAGGUAAUAUUUUACAUACCUACUCUGACAGUAAGAGAACUAUAGGCAAUUCCAAUACUGUUCCUUUUUUUGGAGGAAUCCCGUGGCUUUCUUGUGCAUUGGAUAUAUGGUUGUUGGAUUGCAUCGUGAUUGAAAUCAUUACAGGAAGAUUUCCAUGGGAAACUUAUGAUCGAAAUGAUUUAAGAGACAAAUUUUUGAGGGGAGAAUCACCCAACAUCCCGAAAGACGUGUUGAAACUAGGAAGAGUUUCUCGAGGGAAUGUUUUACUAUUAAUCCAAACAAAAGGUAGAAUUCUAGCAAGCUACUAUGUCAUUCGUAUCUUCUUCUGCAUCAUGAAAUUCUAG
Molecule: messenger RNA, 459 nt
Organism: Gossypium arboreum
Lineage: Eukaryota; Viridiplantae; Streptophyta; Magnoliopsida; Malvales; Malvaceae
Product: mitogen-activated protein kinase kinae kinase MCK1-like
Exons: 2
Coding region: 1-459 (152 amino acids)
Biological process (GO): protein phosphorylation
Molecular function (GO): ATP binding; protein kinase activity
Source: RefSeq, a predicted model, not a curated record